UCUUUCUGGCAGCACACGAGACAGCCAGGGUAACAGGUGUGUAGGACGCUAUUUUAUUACUUACCUGCCGCAGGUGACUAUGGUAGAAGUCAAACAAACUAACUAACGAACUGAAGCGAAACAAGUCACAGUCGAUAAAAUGAAUAACCCAAUCCCGUCCAACAUGAAGUCCGAGGCGAAGAAAGCUGCCAAGAUCCUCAGAGAGUUUACUGAUAUCUCCAACGGCACUGGUGCUGACAAACUCAUCCCAGCCAAUAUAUUAGCCAAGUGUCAGGGCCUGGCCAUCAUACAGGUGAUCAAGGCAGGCUUCAUGAUCACAGCUCGAGGCGGCAGCGGUAUAGUCAUCGCUAGACUGGCUGACGGACGUUGGUCUGCUCCCUCUGCCAUUGGUAUAGCUGGUCUGGGCGGUGGCUUUGAGAUUGGAGUUGAGGAACUUGGAGGCUGAUGUAGCCCUACGUAGUACAGCAGCAGUGUUUACUUACUGUAAGUCCAGAGGGCUGUUUGCUGGAGUCUCUCUGGAGGGAUCCUGCCUCAUAGAACGCAAAGACACCAACCGCAAGUUCUACUCCCAGGACAUCCGUGCGUCAGCCAUAUUGAAUGGAGAUGUAGAACCUCCCCCAGAAGCUGAUGACCUGUACUGUGUCCUGGAGACGUACACAGAAAAAUACACUACUGAGUGGACGGCCAAACACCUAGCGCAGAAGAAUCCUAUAAGAGAAGUCCAAGUAGCAGAAGGACAGUCCAAAAUGAUUACGGUGGGGUCGAGCCGUGGGACGCGGGGCCUGUAGUCGUCACGGCGCCUGUAGUCGUCACGGCGGUACACCCGUUCACAGGGCAACAGCCUGGCGACCUGAGCUUCAACCCUGGCGAUCGCAUCACUGUGGUUACCAAGACAGAGUCACAGUAUGACUGGUGGGAGGGAACGCUUAACGGACGGACCGGAAUCUUCCCCGCUAACUUCGUCUCCUACCCCUGAACACACACACACACACACACACACACACACACAUUCACAGGUCUGUCACACACAUGGACACUUAUAUUGCUGGGAGUAAUGUUUUCAACACACUACAUGGACACUGAGGAAAUGCACCCACAGGCACUAACACACUACAUGGACACAUGAUGACACUGAGGAAAUGCACCCACAGUCACUAACACACUAACACUCUAACACACUCCACAAUGUAUGGGUAGCCACGCUGUCUUCCUAUUGGACUGUUCCUACCUGAACUUAACUCUUUGGCUCGCUAUAGUCCAGUUCACUAAGUUCCGCCUGCUUUUGAAGCCAAACCGUUCAAAACGGGGAGGGACCUACCUGAAUUUGUCCAAUAGAAACUCUUGUUUUUGUUGCAGAAUGUUUUGCCACAGUGUUUUGACUAAUGAAUACACCCCAGCUCUGUUCACUUCUAGAGACCCGAACCAUGCUGGAAAGGGUGAUGUAGAAAGACAAUAUCCGAGCCAGUGCAGUACAGUACAGUUUGGGUCGGCGAGAUCGUGUGAAUAAAGGUACCAGUUUUAAAGCAUUAAACAGAAGAAAGGUGAUGUUAUCACCGACGCUGUACACUGUUUUAAUAUUCUCACUCAUUAUUUUAUAUACUGUACGUCAAGUCACAAAUUGGCUGGCUUGACAAGGGUGUUUGACAUAUUACAAUGAAGUCAAUAGAUUAUUUUAUUUUUUGGUUUGUAUAAAAUGCAUUAUAGAUUAUUGGGGCAAUCUGUAACUGCUUGUUAUUUUAUGUUCUGAACUAAAGUUUCUGGGAUUAUGUCCAGUAUUCUCUCCGUACUGCCAUUUGUAUAUGAUGCUGGAUCAAAGUAUUUAAUAUAAAAUAAUCUUGUUUUAUCUUAACAUCUGUAUGUAAUGAUGAUUUGUACGGAUUUCUCUCUGAAUGUGUGUGGAUAUGUAUUAAAGAACCUUGU
Molecule: messenger RNA, 1920 nt
Organism: Salvelinus sp. IW2-2015
Lineage: Eukaryota; Metazoa; Chordata; Actinopteri; Salmoniformes; Salmonidae
Source: RefSeq, a predicted model, not a curated record